AUGGCAGUCCUAAUAGGAAGCGAUAUUAUUAGUAAUGUUUCUAAUAACGGAAAUAGUUGUAGACAGGAUACACAAAGUAAUCGAUGUGUAUAUGAAUGCAUUAACGUCACAUUUCAAAACAUCUCACCGAUUCCAUCUGGAAUCAUGAUUCUUAGAAUCUCAAAUUCUGUGAUAAAACAUUUAUUAUCACUAAAUAGUACAGAAAUUGUGACGGUCAUGAUGAAUUUCUGCAAUCUAUCGGAUAUUUCAUUGGGAGCUUCCAUUUUCGCGAUAAAUUUAGGGAGACUUGAUUUGUUAUACAAUCUGCUUAAAACUCUUAAAUUCAAGAAUGAUUCCCAUUUUUUCAUUCGAAAUUUAAUUAUUUCCCAUAAUGAUUUCGUGGCUGUUCCAUUACUCUACUCCUUACAACAGUUGACUCAGCUUGACCUCUCACAUAAUAAAAUUCGCUACCUUGCUGGCUAUGAUUUAUUAUUGCCCAAAUUGGAAGUGGUCAACCUAUCCUAUAACCAGCUUCAUGUUGUAAAAUCCAUGAGUUUUGGAGAUAUGAUGCCGAUUAUAGAAUUAGAUGGAUGUCCACGGCCAUACGAUUGUCAUCUACGAGAUUUUGUAAUAUUCCAACGGAAAACUUUAGACCCAAAUCAUCGCAAUGUUAUGAACCAGUACAAAUUCGUGGUAUCAACUGGAAUGACCUCGGUUUAGAGGUAAGCCAGGUUUUUCAUCCAAAUCAAAUCAUUUUUUUUUUUUAAAAAUUGGGGAUUGCAAGUUUUAUUUUUUUUUUCCAAGAUGCUAUCAGAAUUUUCGG
This is a messenger RNA of Loa loa (African eye worm), 802 nucleotides long. Its product is annotated as leucine Rich Repeat family protein. The record is from RefSeq and is a predicted model, not a curated record. Bases 1 to 699 code for a protein of 232 amino acids. Gene Ontology annotation, molecular function: protein binding. NCBI's taxonomy places the organism in Eukaryota, Metazoa, Nematoda, Chromadorea, Rhabditida, Onchocercidae. The transcript has a single exon.